AUCUGUCAACAAACUGUCAUCGCUUUAUUUUGAAAAAAAAAAUCAGCCGUGCUAAAAAAAAAUCCAAAUUUUGUGUUUAUAGUUUUUAUAUAACCAAAUAAUGUCCAUGUUUCAAUUUAAAUGGUUGCGAAGAUUAGUGCGUCGGAACACUAAUCCGAUCCCAAUAGAUACUGCCGAAUUAUGGAAACGUCGUCUCAGCUUUGGUUACGCUAUCAUAGCUUGGCAAGCAUUCGGUCUAGUCUGCUACAGUAUCUAUAAGGGCAAGAAUGAUUGGGCCAAAUAUCAUGGCCUGAAGACUGACGAAGAACUUGCCAUGUCUCCAGCGCAACACUUUUCCAAAACUUUGAAUGUGGAAAAAGGAAAAAUCAUUCGUUUUAGAGGUUUCACUAAAGUCGAUGAAAUUCCCUUUGACAAUACCACGGAGGAGGAAAAAGAAUAACAAACAACAGCCGACAAAUUCGAUUUAGGUUAAGUUUUUCUCUUUUAUUGUAAAUACAAUACAAAAAUACACAAAAAAAACUCUUUAUUUAUCUUAAAUGCCAAGUAUAAAAUCUAAA
Messenger RNA from Episyrphus balteatus (marmalade hoverfly), 557 nucleotides. RefSeq lists its product as uncharacterized. Bases 101 to 439 code for a protein of 112 amino acids. The record is from RefSeq and is a predicted model, not a curated record. The transcript has 2 exons. NCBI's taxonomy places the organism in Eukaryota, Metazoa, Arthropoda, Insecta, Diptera, Syrphidae.